CUAGAAGAGAACGAUAUCGGAUUCCCAUUGCAUCACCUGUGAACAUUUCGCAGGUAAAAAUAGCAACCCCCCUCCCCCGUGGAACCUAGAAGCCUGCAAGAGCCAGUCCAUAUCGGCGCAGAGAGAGAAAGAAGGUAGGAAGGUAUAUUAGGAUGCAGCGAUCCGUUGCGCUCACGCUCCUCUUCGGCCUGGGUCUGAGCCUGGCUCAGGACCAGGGCGCUUACAUCUUUGAUCUGCCUAACUAUGACGAGACCGGGGCGUGGAGCUUCAGGAAUCAGUAUUGCACGGACUUUGACGCCGGUUGUGACCCGUACAUCGGGGACGAUGUCAUCUCCAGCGCUUGCGUCACCGGAGUUUGGAUAUUCUAUAGCGAAGCCUACUACAACAGUGAUAAUUUUGGAGGAGUGGAAUGGAUCCACGGAGACGACUUCUGCUACAACCUGGGGACGACAAACAACCAAGUCACCUCUCUCAGGUAUGCAGGCGAUGCGAACGAAUGGAAGCUCGAUUCCAUCACGCUCUUCCAGUUUGAUCUGUUCUUCGGGUCGGAAUACUACGAGUGGGCGGACACGACCGAUGUGCAAGGGAUGCCCGCUGUGGGGUCCAUCAUCAUCAUAGGUCACAAUUAUUGGACCAUAUACUCGUCGACGAAUUUCAGCGGGGACCGAGUCUGCCUCGGGGUCCAGCUGGGAGAAUUCGUGGGGUUCGCUGCGGAUCUGAACGAGUACGCUGGAAAGGUUGGCUCGUCGGCGAACGAUCGGGCCGACCGAGCCCCACUCGUGCCAUCGUUCCCCCAUCCAUCGGCCUUGCAGAAGUGGCAGAAGUACUGCUGGCCCGACGUGGAACGUACGCAAGUUGAACCACGCAAAAAGUCUCGGGCAAACCAUCUCACAGCCAUCCGAACGGUUUCCAAACCGGUCCAAGAGGAAGACAAUGGAACUCGUACUAUCGUAGACUCCUCCCUCUGGAGUAUCCCAGCCCAGGGAUACUCCAGGCAAUUCCGACCCGGUUCUUGGAAGGCUGGUUCAUCGAUGGUACAUAUGAAGGGCACGGAAGCCACAGCUGGCUCGACGAACCGGAAACGCCCGACCAUGAGCAGGCUUCAGCAAACCACUCGCCAACCAUUUGCCACCGACUGCCCAUCCAUGGCUCACGCACAUGUCAACUAAGAGGCACUGAUUAAAAAAUGUGAUUAAAAAAAAGUGAUUAAAAAAAAGCAGAC
This is a messenger RNA of Darwinula stevensoni, 1222 nucleotides long. The record is from the annotation of a GenBank genome assembly. Lineage: Eukaryota; Metazoa; Arthropoda; Ostracoda; Podocopida; Darwinulidae.